This is a messenger RNA of Chlorella variabilis, 816 nucleotides long. RefSeq lists its product as hypothetical. Gene Ontology annotation, cellular component: NuA4 histone acetyltransferase complex; SWI/SNF complex. The transcript has 7 exons. Gene Ontology annotation, molecular function: chromatin binding. Gene Ontology annotation, biological process: regulation of transcription by RNA polymerase II. Lineage: Eukaryota; Viridiplantae; Chlorophyta; Trebouxiophyceae; Chlorellales; Chlorellaceae. The coding region runs from base 1 to 816 and encodes 271 amino acids. The record is from RefSeq and is a predicted model, not a curated record.
AUGCCGCAUGGGGCCACAGCCAACCUGCGCUGGGCAGUCGCGGCGGUGCACGACGGUUACGUGCUGCAAAAGUCGGCGGCAUCGACGCCGCUGGGCGGCCAGCUGCUGUCGCAGUGCAUGGCGGAGGCGGUGGAGGCCAGGGGCACGCAGAUACGGCCGCGGUACGAGUUCACCCGCAAGGAAGGGCACGGCGGCAAGCUAGAGGUGGUCCCCCUGGACCCGCCCCACACCACCGCCUCGUACCGCGCAUGGUGCGUGGAGGCAAUCGCCGCCGACAUCAAGGACACCAUCUGCCGCGUCAGCGACAACGUGUUCGACCCGCAGGAGAAUGCCAGCAUCCCCACUGUCAUGUAUGAGCUGCCAGACGGGCAGGAGAUUGCGGUGGGCACCGACCGCUUUGCCAUCCCCGAGGUGCUCUUCAACCCGCCGCUGCUGGAGGGCUACCCGCGGGCGGCGGCGCGGCUCAAGGAGGCAGGCGUCUUUGACGGCCUGCAGGGGAUCCAGCACCUGGCCAACGACUGCAUCAGCAAGUGUGAUGUCGACAUCCGCAAGGACCUGUAUGCCGGCGUGGUGCUGACGGGCGGCACCGCGGGCUUUGCCGCGCUGCGGGACCGGCUGGAGAAGGAGGUCGCAGACCUGGCGCCGCAGAUGGCCAAGGUCAAGGUGGUGUGCCCCGCCAAUGCGGUGGAGCGGCGGUACAGCGUGUGGAUCGGCGGCUCCAUCCUGGCCUCCCUGGGCACCUUCCAGCAGAUGUGGAUGAGCAAGGCUGAGUACCGGGAGUACGGGGCGGGGCUCAUCCACAAAAAGGCGCCCUGA